Siniperca chuatsi (mandarin fish) is the source of this 3351-nucleotide messenger RNA. RefSeq names its product sialic acid-binding Ig-like lectin 14. Bases 1324 to 2835 code for a protein of 503 amino acids. The transcript is spliced from 13 exons. Lineage: Eukaryota; Metazoa; Chordata; Actinopteri; Centrarchiformes; Sinipercidae. The record is from RefSeq and is a predicted model, not a curated record.
UCUCUGCAGACCGGAGACUUUGAGAGGGCGCUGUAACUGUCAAUCAUUUUUUUAAUUUGGCCAAUCAGUGGCUUACAAUCCACUGUCAGUCAAAAACUAAUUUCCCCAAUACACGGCCUGAACCAAUUGUCAAUCAGUUUUUAAUUGGAUAAUCAUCUUUCUCAUAGGGAGAAGGGCCCAGUUGUGACCUGACAUUUUUUCACAACAGCUAACGUAAUUUAGCUGGUCCGUCUGCCUGCGGAGAGAGAGCUUCUGCGCACAAGCUCCUUGGAUCGAAGUGUGGGUCGCCAGGUUGCGGUGACCGAUGGGUUGAAAUUGAACAGAGUCUGAAGGUGAGAAGUGAAGAAAAGAACUUCACAGAAAUAUGCCUUCACUCUGCCCUGUGGGACUGUCUUUAAAAUGGAGGAGCCUGACCACCUCUCAAUCAACGUUGGAACUUCAGCAGACAAACUAGCAGCGAGGAGGGACAUCAUUGUGACCUGUUUUAGUAACCAGUUUCUGUUUUUUUGAUUCACAGAUUUGCUCAUCGCAUAUCCCGAAUUUCCAAUUCAAGCACAUUUCCUGUCAUGGGUAACUCAGCAUCGACCGGCUUCAUUACUCCUACUCCCAGGAAACUGUCCUGGGGGCGCCAGAAAGAGGACACGGUCAAGCUGGAGGACUUCUUGACACAACACGAAGAGGAUCUCUGGAGAGUUAAAGGAAAACAGAGUUUUUCUAUGAAAAAGGUCCACUUCUCUCGUAACGUCCGUUACGUUGACCUAGCUGUCAAAGAGAGUGACCGUUUUUAUCCAAACAGGGGCGAAAUGUUGAACCCUGCUUUUGUCGGAGAUCAGGGUCCAUGAAUGACUCUGGACGCUGGACAAUUAAAUCUACACAACAACUCAACAAGAAGAUCCUCUCAGUUGUGGUGUUUGAAGGGGUAACUGCAAACAGCCCCUGAGAUGCUACAGCAACAUGAGAGAGGUCUUUCGUAGAAGGUCUCUGCUAAGACAAUUUUAUCUCUCACCACAAGACUGUAGGUGUGAACAUGCAACAUUUGAACAGGAAGGGAGUUCUAGUUGAAAUGGAAGCAAAAGUGAAACUGUUUUCCCCUGUUUCUCCCUUUUUUGCAUUUGCAUGAUCUAGUUAAACCAACAAAAAGCCUUUUAUACUUUAAAUUGGAGAAAUAAUGUUCAGAUAUUAACAGAACGAGCAGAAAUCACAUGAAACAACUCAUCACGUGACUUCAGUAGUUAUAGGGAUCAACUGAGCAAAGGAAAUCCUGUCUUCACAACUCUGCAUCUGUGAUACACACAGUGUAAGCUCUGACCCUGAGAGGACGAGAUGGAUUAUUUAAAAUGGCCUCUGGUUUUUGUGUGCCUUUCCUUCAAAGUUGUUCAAACUGAAGCCUCAUCUUGGACAGUUAAGGCGCCAUCCUCAGUUAAAGGUCUCCCAGGAUCCUGUGUGGUGAUCCCCUGCUCAUAUAACUACCCAGAUCCAGGAAAGAUGGUCACUGAAUUCACUGGGAUGUGGCUUGAGGAGACAAAUCAGUUUAUCUAUCACCCAGAUGAGUCUAAAAUGAUGCAGAAGUAUCGGAAUCGGGCAAAGCUGCUGGGAGAUGUCCGACAGAAGAACUGUUCACUGAAGAUUGAUCCCCUUCAAUCAAGUGACCAUGGGCCUUUUUUUUUCAGGAUUGAAAUCGCAGGCUAUGAAAAGUUUUCUUACAAAGAGAACAAAGUCUCCAUCAUAAUGAUUAGUGAACUAAAUCCUAUUAGUUUCUCUGUGAAAGAGGAGGUAGUGGAGGGUCAAAAUGUGUCUACGUCCUGCUCUGUGUCUCAUUCCUGCCCCACCUCUCCUCCUGUCUUCAACUGGAGUCACUCUGGAGAGAAACAUGUCCAUCCACAGCAGCUUGAAGAUGGCCAGUGGAACACAACAUCUACUCUGACCUUUCGGGCUACCAGAGCUGAUCACAACAAGGCUUUACAAUGCACCAUGAUACUUCAGGAAAACCAGAAACAGAUCACAUCCAAGGUCCUCAAAGUAAAAUACGCCCCAGACAAUGUGAAGGUCGAGUACAAGUCAGAUGCAAAGGAAGGAGAAGCUGUGAGGCUGGAAUGCUCCAGUGAUGCUCACCCACCCGCCAGCAUCUAUGCGUGGUAUAAUAAAACUGGUGCUCAGCUGCAUCAGGGAAAGGUCUACAUGCUGCAAAAUGUCUCCAGACACACAGGAGCCCUGUUCUGUACUGCCAACAAUACAUUAGGACGAGGCAAAUCAAGUUCUGUGCAGAUCAAUGUGUUAUAUGCCCCUGAGAUUAAGACCGAGUCAUCCUGCUCUUCAGAGGCAGAUAUAUUAAAGUGUGUGUGCAUUGCAGAGUCCAUACCUCCCAGCAUUGUCCAUUUUAUGUUUUCUGACGGAGUCCUACCAAGCACCAAGGUAGAGAACAAUGGCUCUGUUACUAUCGGGACUCUGCAGGCCGAGUUGGGAUCUUCUGAGUUUGUCCUCUGUCUGGCAAACAACAUGCAGGGCAAUGCCACACUCAAACUCUCUUUACCUGUUAACAGUGAGAUGCAGAAUCUUAUUAUUGCCAUUGCCACUGGAGCAGGCGCAAUUUUGGUGAUACUUUUAAUAGCAGUGGGAGUUACAUACAUAAAAUGUAGGGGGAGAUCCGGAGAUGCACCAACAUCUCACAUGAGCACCAUUAAGGCAGAAAAAGAUGUGGAGCUCCCUAAGUACACUGCAACAAAAAGAAAAGAGAGAAACUAUGAUAAUGCAUAUUGCUCUGAGGUUUAUGAUACUGAUCAUGUAUAUGACAACAUGGAGCUUGACUUGGAUGAUGCAAUAUAUGCCAAUGUGUAACAUGAAGAAGAACAGCAUGGAUUUCAGAAGAACAGCUGCAGUCCUUCGUGUUGUUUAACUGAUGUGGGUCCAGAAAGUUGUUAAAAAAAUACUGAUUUGCUAUUUUCUGUAUAUAUUACAUAAGUAUUAUUUUUCUGUCUCCUGUAAUUCACAUAUAUUUUUUGAAAAAAGUCUAAAAAUAACUUUACAAUUAAUUUGUGUUUGCAGUUAUUGUUUCUCCAGAACUUUUCCUUACUGCGUGUCUGAUCAACAGUAUUAUGUGUUGUUAAAAUUCACCAUUACAGUAUUGCAGUAUUUUACUUGAAAAUCUGGUUGAUAACUCUUCAUUUUUAUACAGUAUAAUUCAUCCAGUAACAACACAUGCAAGUUACACCAAAGUGUACCUUUUGAAUUUCCUGUUUUUCAGGCAUGAUUGCAUCAUCAGAGUGAUAGAUAAGAACAUAGCUUUGAAACCUAUUUCCUGCAGAAUAACAAAUAAAGUACAGCUGACCUUUUUGUGCAUUGCUUUAAAACCAA